This is a messenger RNA of Trichoplusia ni (cabbage looper), 3167 nucleotides long. It is a transcript of the gene Noc1, whose product is annotated as CCAAT/enhancer-binding protein zeta. The coding region runs from base 88 to 3132 and encodes 1014 amino acids. Gene Ontology annotation, cellular component: nucleus. The transcript is spliced from 20 exons. The record is from RefSeq and is a predicted model, not a curated record. NCBI's taxonomy places the organism in Eukaryota, Metazoa, Arthropoda, Insecta, Lepidoptera, Noctuidae.
GACAUUGUCAAAGUAGCAUGGCAAGUGCUUAGUUUUCACGUGUUUUUAUUGUUUAUAUUUAAUGCAAUUUUAUUAACAUAAGUCAAAAUGAAACAUAAAAGGUUCGAAGAGAAUAUAUUAGUGGACGAGGCCUACACAAAUUAUGGUCAACAAGACAAAAAUGCUGAUACAAAGAAAGGACAAGGUAUUGCGAAGCACUUUGCCGAAACUCUUGAAUACGAGGAUAAAAAGAAAUGGUAUACUCAGAUGCCAGAAGAACCAGUUAGUGUAACAAAGACACUAACACAAGAACAGAUUGAGGAAGUGAGGAAGGAAGCGAGCAGUGCACUACAUGGGGAUACAAUGGCCUAUGAAACUAAGUCAAGUAGAAGUGGAUCAUCAGACCACCAGUGGGCAAGGACACUGCUAAACAAAGGAGCCAUCGGAGACAGAGUGGCUGCCGCCACCAUUCUUAUACAAGAUAAUCCCAUUUACAAUUUGACAGCCCUAAGAAAUUUAAUCAACAAUGUCAAACCAGCCAAAAAGAAGGAUGGAAUUAUAAUAAUAGAUGCACUAUCAGAGCUCUUGAUAACAGAGCUGUUGAUCCCCGAUAUAAAGUUGCGGACUUUCGACCAACAUCCGCUUGGACACCUCGAUGAGAUGACGUCAGGCAACAAGCAGGCGCGACGGAACAUACUCAAGAUGUGGUACUUCGAAGAUCAGCUGAAAGAGCUGUAUGGGACUUAUGUGGAAGCUCUCAACAAGUUCGCUCACGACUCAGUAGAAGCUAACAAAGAGAAAGCUGUCAGUGCCAUGUCAUACUUACUGAUGCACCACCCAGAAAGAGAGAAAAUGCUUCUAACAAAUAUAAUAAACAAGUUGGGAGAUCCGUGCCAGGCCGUCGCUUCGAAGGUCAUCUACCAUCUCUGCCAGCUGCUGUUCAACCAUCCCAAUAUGAAGGCUGUUGUGCUGGCUGAUAUUGAGAAGAUGCUGUUCAGAUCCAACAUAUCGUCCCGCGCUCAGUACUACGGCGUGUGCUUCCUGAACCAGUUCUUCCUCGGCAAGGACGACUCCAAGAUCGCUGAGAAUCUCAUCAGGAUAUACUUCUCAUUCUUCAAGGCGUCCAUCAAGAAGGGCGAGAUCGAUUCCCGUUUAAUGUCGGCCAUUCUGACGGGCGUUAAGCGGGCAUACCCAUUCGCUAACAAGGAACGCCUGGUAGAAAGCGCGUCGCACAUCGACGCUAUACACAGACUCGUACAUCUAGCCGGGAUCAACAUAGCUAUACAUGCUUUAGCGCUGCUGUAUCAUAUAUCUGAUGCUUCGAAAGGGACGGCUGAUCGUUACUACACCGCCCUCUACCGCAAACUGACAAACUCAGACAUCUUCAGCACAUCGCACUCCGCUCUCCUGUUUUCCCUAAUCUACAAAUCUUUGAAGAACGAUACUAAUGUGUCCCGCGUCGCUGCCUUCAUAAAGAGAUUGCUACAGUUGUCCUGCUACAUGACUCCUGCCCAAGCGUGUGGGAUGCUGUUCCUGAUAUCUCAAGUUGUUAAGGAUACGACGAAGAAGGAGGCUUUGAGAUUGGUCUGGACUAAGAAGGAGAUUAAAGAGGAGAUAAAAGAAGAAGAAGAACCGCAAGAAGUAGAAGAUAAAGAAGAGAAUGGCACAGAAGAGACCCCGAUGGAGGUUAACGAUACAGUAGCAGAAGAUGAUGAGGUCAAAGUAACAGACAAGAGAGUUGACCUGCUAAAAGGAGAUAAGAAGGAUCUCUUACUGGAUGAUGACGAAGAAGAAUCAUACGUAGACCUUAAAAUAGAUGACCAGGGUAACAUAAAACCUAAGAAACGGAAGAAAGGAGUUGUGACGUCGAGUUGGUUCCACGCCAAGGUCAAGACUGAAGGUGAGGUCAAGGACGAUGCUGAGGAGAAGGAACUGGCCAGCAAGAUACAGCUGAAGAAAUCUGUUAAUAUGGAUAAGGAGAUCACGGAGUACAACCCCGUGGGCCGCAACCCCUCGUUCGCGGGCGCGCACUGCACCGCGCUGCUGGAGCUGCUGCCGCUGGCGAACCACUUCCACCCCACCGUCAAACUCUUCGCCGAGAGGCUGAUACACGAUCAAAUCAUACAAUACAGCGGUGAUCCCCUCAAAGACUUCGCCGGUAUCCGUUUCCUGGAUCGCUUCGUGUUCAAGAACCCUAAGAAGCGAACUGAGCUGCAAGCGGAUGAGGGGGUCAAGAAGGUGAAGGGAUCACACCCGAAGUUUGCUAUUAGGAAGAACUAUACAGCUAAAGGUCUGAAGAGUAUAGCAGUUACCUCUGCUUCUUAUCUCAACGAGGAUGCCAGUAAGGUGCCAGUCGACGAACGCUUCUUAUACGAUUUCUUACAAAAGCGCCGCAACGUUGACGCUGAUUCUGAUGACGAUAGUGACGCGGACUCUGUCAACAGCGAGGACUUUGAACAGUACCUGGACAGCGUUACAGGGUCCAAAGCUGCAGCGGAAUCAGACGACGAAAUGGACUUCUUAGCGGACUUAGCAGCUACUAAACAAAAGAGAGGCAAUAAGAAGCAGGAUGACGACGAAAAUGAACAGUUGGGCAGUGAUGAUGAUGAGGAAGAUCAAGGUGAUGAUGAUGAAGGAGAAGGCGAUGAUGGUGAUGAAAUUGAAGGAGACAGUGAUGGUGAACUGAAUAUAUCUGGUGAUGAUGAAGAACCAGCGUUAUCUGGUGAAGAAGAUGAACUACUUCUUGAAGACAGUGACGAUGAAGACGAUAAAAUCGAUGUCCCAGGCGCCAAAUCAAAGAAAGGAAAGGGCAAGUUUAAAUUGAAAGGUUCAGAAGACCUCGGCUCCUUAUUCGCAUCAGCCGAAGAAUUCUCAACUUUGCUUGAAGAUACAGCUACAAGCAAAACACAAGGUUCAAGCCAAGCGGUCGCUAACACAGACAACUCGAGCACAAAACAACUCGCCUGGGAAGAAAACAGAGACAAAUGGAUCAAAGGAUACAACAGAAAAAUACUUGGUAACAAAGGAAAGAAAAAACAUGGGAAUUUCAAGAAAAAUUUCAAUAAUGACAGAAAAGGUUCCAAGAUGGCCGAAAAAGGAGGGAAGCGUAAAGGCGGGAAAGUGAACGGCCCGGGCGGGAAGAAAAGGAAAUAAUUUACUUGUGUAAAUUAGAAUAAAUCGUUUUUUGA